AUGAGGCCCCAUAGGCGCGUCCGGGCCCACAGGCGCGUCAAGGCCCACAGGCCUGCGUCGCUGGCGCGGACGCGGGAUGCCAGCCGCGCUGCUCUCCCCUCCUGUCCUGUCGCCCUCUCUCUUGCCCCUCCAUUCCCGUCGCGCUCUCUCUCUCCGCGCCCUUCUCGUCGCCCUCUCUCUCGCCCCUCUCAUCUCGUCGCGCUCUCUCUAUCCGCGCCCUUCCCGUCGCCUCCCUUCCCAUCUCGCUCUCUCUCUCCCCUCCCUUCCCGUUGCCCUAUCUCUUGCCCCUCCCUUCCCAUCGCGCUCUCUCUCUCCGCGCCCUUCUCGUCGCCCUCUCUCUCGCCCCUCUCAUCUCGUCGCGCUCUCUCUAUCCGCGCCCUUCCCGUCGCCUCCCUUCCCGCCGCCCUCACUCUCUCCCCUCCCUUCCCGUCGCCCUCUCUCUCCCCCCUCCCUUCCCAUCGCGCUCUCUCUCUCCGCUCCCUUCCCGUCGCCCUCUCUCUCGCCCCUCCCUUCCCGUCGUGCUCUCUCUCUCCGCGCCCUUCCCGUCGCCCUCUCUCCCGUCGCCCUCUCUCCCAUCGCCCUCGCUCUCUUCUUCGCUCUGUCCCAACGUUAUAUAUAUGCUUGCCUUCCGGCGAAGUGCUCUUUCGCCUCUCGCGCGAUCGUUACGGUUCCUGUCACUGUCGGCACCACGAAACGCUCUCGAGUAGUCGCCAUCGCGCUCCUCUCUACCCGCGCCAUCGCCCCUCCCUUCCCUUCCCCACGAUAUUGCCAUCACCCUUUCCUUUUGAUCAGCGUACCUUUAUUCCAUCCCGUCUCGUCGCCCUCAAGAACUCCCCUACCUUCGCGUCUUCUUGUUGUUCUCCCAUCCCCUUUCUUCGCCCUCGGUGUCUCCGCUCCCCUCCCGUCUUUCUUCCUCUCUCCGCUCCCCUAACGUCGCUCUUCCCAUCUCCGCUUCCAUUCACGUCCUUGUUCCUCUCGCCCUUGAUCUUUCUCGUCGUUAUUCCUCACUACCGUCCCCUCCCCUCCCCUUUUUAA
Molecule: messenger RNA, 1035 nt
Organism: Closterium sp. NIES-65
Lineage: Eukaryota; Viridiplantae; Streptophyta; Zygnematophyceae; Desmidiales; Closteriaceae
Source: the annotation of a GenBank genome assembly